AUGUUCCAGGUGCAGGCUCACGAUCCCGACGAUGGAGAAAAUGCGGAGAUCACUUAUUCUCUCCUCGAUCGUGCCAACUUUCAUGUCGACCCAGUGUCUGGUUGGGUGACUGCAGCCAUCGAAUUUGACCGUGAGAAACGCGACUCAUAUCAAGUCACCAUCAUUGCCUCCGACAACGGACCUCAAAGACUUACUGGAUCGGCUCUGCUAAAUGUGACAAUUCUCGAUCAAAAUGACAAUCAACCUCAUUUGCUGCCGUGUGACAAGGUUCCAACCCCUCUGGUGGUGUGGGAAAAUUCGCCUGUUGGGACUUUUGUCGGCGAUCUCAUAGCCACUGAUGCUGACAUUGGACGAAACGGUGAACUGGUUUUUCGACUUCCAAAGAAACUUUCCACCACUCCACACUUUGAGUUGAGGUCCAAUGGAUCCCUCUUUACUGCCCUACCUCUCGAUCGGGAGCAAAAGGUUGGCUACUUUUCUACUGUUUUGGUUUUCGCAGCAUAUCUGAAGCAGUUUCGCGGUACCAGUGAAGCAAAAAGUGAAGCUCAAUCUGUAGUUAACCUCUCCUGUCUCACUUCUCAAUCAGAGGACCGGUUGCCCGACACUCCUCCGGCCUACCUCCGAAAACGGGAAUCCACUGAGAUGGUUGCAGAUGCUAGUGCGAGCUCUACUAAGUUAGCCAAGGGCGCUUCAGUUACCGCGGGCGACGGAGAGGCUACAGGUAGCGGUAAUGGCUAUGAGCCAUCUUUACGCAUCUCUCUGCACGAAACGAAUGGCCAGUUGAUCACGCGACUGGAGGCCACUGAUCCGGACGAGGAUGCAAACGGUAGGCUGGUGUACGGACUACGACGGCAUACACAUUCGCGUGUUCGUCUGAAUCGUGCUGUCGGUGAUUUUCUCAGUGUCGACGGUAACACUGGAGAGGUUUGGCUUAAGCGAACCCUGCAGGAAGAUGAUCUUGGACCUCAUUUCUUUGUUGUCUCGGCCAACGAUCAGGGAGCAAGCAUGUCAAGGUCGGAAAGCAAGGUUCUAUUGGUAUCAGUGGAGGACAUUCCCCCACGUUCGCUAGACGGGGGUGGUGCGAGUUCUAGUUUCACCGCCACCUCUGAAGGCAGUGGUGGUGAGGGUGGUGUGUUAGCCAAUCUUUUCCCCUUCAAACUGGGCGAGAGGAAAAAUGUCCUCAUUCUCGUCGGUCUCAUCUCAAUCUCAGUUAUUCUUGCUGUUAUUUUCAUUGCUGCGAUGAUCUGCAUGUGCAAACCCUGCAGAUCGUCUUCUCAUCAACCUCCCCGAUUCCUCAGUCAGCAUCGGAUGUCUUCAGGUGGAACGGUAAACGUUGCCACUCUGCAGACUCACAGCACAGCAAAUGGCGGCAUCAUCUCGUUGCAAGAGACACGCCUCAUCGAUAACACCUCAGUGGACAACUUCGGCAGCGGAAUCGUGCCCGGUAAUCAUGACUAUGGCUACGGUCCGCCCGUUUCACCUGUCGACGUCGUCGAUCCCGAUGGAUGGAUGGGUAGCGACGGCAAAGGCGGCAUCUUCCGUGUUCUCAAUACUGACGCUGUCAGCUCAGUCAGUGAAGAAGCUACCAACAGGACGCCCCAAAUGUGGAAUAAGUACAACUCUCUGCCACGGGAUCGAUUUGAGAGAUGUGGAAGUCCCCUGAGUCUCAAACAGGAAAACCUCUGCACUGUCACUUCCACUGCGAGUGUGUUGAUGACUCCUCUGCGUGAAAUCGAGGAGACUUCGCACGAAGUCAGAUCGCCCAGCCAAUGGACUGCUGUCACACUCCCUCCGGAAACGAACUUUCAGAGCGUUAACUCGUCACAUAUUGCGCUACCUGUGACCCUCCUACCGGCUGUGUGUUUGCACUCCUCCGGAACAAGCGUAGUGACAGCAAGCAACCCUUUCGCCCCCACAACUAUCGUGUCAGCCACCUCCACUACCACCACAUUUCAGCCGACAAUGGGUAGGAAAGCAGAAAUGGAGGUCCGGCUAGCCGAACACGCAUCAGACUCUGGCCAAGGGGCCAGCGAUGAGGAUCUGCGAUCUCAAUCACAACCCCCACCUGUCAUUAAUCUCGUACAACUUGAAGCGCAAAUCUAUUCAAGAUUAUCUUCUUUAGUACCCUGUGAAUUCAGCGAAGACAACCCAUGGAAGCGGGCAGUGGGUGGCGAGGCUCCUUGCACUGACGACUUUGUUCGAUUGCGGACUAGCACACUUCAUCCCUCUCUCUCAAAGCACCCCACGGAUGCCUUGGAAACGCAGAACUGCGUGCACCUCGGUGUUGCAACCAUUCCUAGUCAGGUCAACAUUGUGCAUCGUCGUCUACCUGCCUGCUAG
This is a messenger RNA of Hydatigera taeniaeformis, 2340 nucleotides long. Lineage: Eukaryota; Metazoa; Platyhelminthes; Cestoda; Cyclophyllidea; Taeniidae. The record is from the annotation of a GenBank genome assembly.